AUGAAAGGAGUCUUUGAAUCACGGCGACCAAAACCUAAGUACACGAAAAUUUGGGAUGUCGGAGAAGUUUUGAAACAUUUGUCUACGUUUUACCCGUAUGACAAAUUGGCAUUGAAAGAUUUGACGUAUAAAGUUCUCAUGUUAAUCUUACUAGUCUCGAGUCAACGAGGACAAACUGUACACUCUUUAGAUCUUUUAAGCACCUUUGUGUGGAAGAGGACAAAUAAAUAUUUGACAUUGAUGAACACAUGAAGACCAAUAGUCCAAGGAACCCUAAUACAAGAAUCGAAAUAGCUAGAUAUGAGCCGGAUGUUUCCAUUUGUCCUUUCACUUGCCUUCAGGCGUAUAUUAACAGCACAAAAGGUUUGCGUGAAGAUGAAACGAAAUUAUUUGUUAGUUAUGUUAGGCCACAUAAACCUGUCUCCAGGGGCACAAUUUCCAGGUGGACUAAGGAAACCCUCCACCUUUGUGGGGUGGAUACCAAAGUGUUCUCCGCCCAUAGCACUAGGUCGGCGUCUGUUUCAAAAGCCAGUGCCAAAGAUGUCCCUUUUCACGAGAUCAUGGCCAGGGCUGGCUGGAAAUCCGCAGAGACUUUUCAUAAAUAUUACAAUAAGCCUGUUAUUCAAGAAAAC
Messenger RNA from Porites evermanni, 632 nucleotides. NCBI's taxonomy places the organism in Eukaryota, Metazoa, Cnidaria, Anthozoa, Scleractinia, Poritidae. The record is from the annotation of a GenBank genome assembly.